AUGGCGCGGGCCAAGCUGCAGCGCUCGCCCUCUGAGGGCAAGGCGGGCCCUGGGGGCGCCCUGGCAGGAGGCUCGGCCCCCGAGGAGCCGCACGGGCUCAGCCCGCUGCUGCCGGCCCGCGGCGGGGGCUCCAUGGGCAGCGACGUGGGCCAGAGGCUCCGCGUCGGGGAUUUCAGCCUCGACGCCUCCCCGUCCCAGGUCCAGGUGGAGUUCUACGUCAACGAGAACACCUUCAAGGAGCGGCUCAAGCUGUUCUUCAUCAAAAACCAAAGAUCCAGCCUGAGGAUCCGGCUGUUCAACUUCUCGCUGAAGCUGCUCAGCUGCCUGCUGUACAUCGUCCGCGUCCUGCUGGACGACCCCACCCAGGGCAUCGGCUGCUGGGGCUGCCCGAAGCAGAACUACACCUUCAACGAGUCGUCGUCGGAAAUCAGCUGGGCCCCCAUCUUGUGGGUGGAGAGGAAGAUGGCCCUUUGGGCCAUUCAGGUCAUCGUGGCCAUCAUCAGCUUCCUGGAGACCAUGCUCCUCAUCUACCUCAGCUACAAGGGCAACAUCUGGGAGCAGAUCUUCCGCGUGUCCUUCGUGCUGGAGAUGACCACCACGCUGCCCUUCAUCCUCACGAUAUUCUGGGCGCCGCUCCGGAACCUCUUCAUCCCGGUGUUCCUGAACUGCUGGCUGGCCAAGCACGCGCUGGAGAACAUGAUCAACGACUUCCACCGCGCCAUCCUGCGCACGCAGUCGGCCAUGUUCAACCAGGUGCUGCUGCUCUUCUGCACGCUGCUGUGCCUGGUCUUCACGGGGACCUGCGGCGUGCAGCACCUGGAGCGCGCGGGCGAGAACCUGUCCCUCCUGACGUCCUUCUACUUCUGCAUCGUCACCUUCUCCACCGUGGGCUACGGCGACGUGACGCCCAAGAUCUGGCCGUCGCAGCUGCUGGUGGUCGUCAUGAUCUGCGUGGCCCUCGUGGUGCUGCCCCUGCAGUUUGAGGAGCUCGUCUACCUGUGGAUGGAGCGGCAGAAGUCGGGGGGCAACUACAGCCGCCACCGCGCGCAGACGGAGAAGCACGUGGUCCUGUGCGUCAGCUCCCUCAAGAUCGACCUGCUCAUGGACUUCCUCAACGAGUUCUACGCCCACCCCCGGCUGCAGGACUACUACGUGGUCAUCCUGUGCCCCACCGAGAUGGACGUCCAGGUCCGCAGGGUCCUGCAGAUCCCCCUGUGGUCCCAGCGGGUCAUCUACCUCCAGGGCUCCGCCCUCAAGGACCAGGACCUCAUGCGGGCCAAGAUGGACAACGGGGAGGCCUGCUUUAUCCUCAGCAGCCGCAACGAGGUGGACCGCACGGCGGCGGACCACCAGACCAUUCUGCGGGCCUGGGCCGUGAAGGACUUUGCCCCCAACUGCCCGCUGUACGUGCAGAUCCUCAAGCCGGAGAACAAGUUUCACGUCAAGUUUGCGGGUGCCCUCCCUCCCACGUCCCUCCCGCCGUGGUGCGAGGAGGAGUGCAAGUUCGCCAUGCUGGCCCUCAACUGCAUCUGCCCCGCCACGUCCACGCUCGUCACGCUGCUGGUGCACACGUCCCGCGGCCAGGAGGGCCAGGAGUCGCCGGAGCAGUGGCAGCGCAUGUACGGGCGCUGCUCGGGGAACGAGGUGUACCACGUGCGCAUGGGCGACAGCAAGUUCUUCCGCGAGUACCAGGGCAAGAGCUUCACCUACGCCGCCUUCCACGCGCACAAGAAGUACGGCGUGUGCCUCAUCGGGCUGAAGCGGGAGGAGAACAAGAGCAUCCUGCUCAACCCCGGGCCGCGGCACACGCUGGGCGCCUCGGACACCUGCUUCUACAUCAACAUCACCAAGGAGGAGAACUCGGCCUUCAUCUUCAAGCAGGAGGAGCAGCAGCAGCAGAAGGGCCGCCAGCGGCGCCAGGGCUCGGCGCGCCUGCCGGUGCACAGCGCCAUCGCCUCCGUGGGGACGGUGGCCAUGGACCUGCAGAACGCCGAGUGCCGGCCGGCCCCGGGCGGCGGGGACGGCCCGGGCGGCAAGCUGGCGCUGCCCACGGAGAACGGCUCGGGCAGCCGGCGGCCCAGCAUCGCGCCCGUCCUGGAGCUGGCCGACAGCUCGGCCCUGCUGCCCUGCGACCUGCUGAGCGACCCCUCCGAGGACGAGAUGACGGCCUCGGAGGACGAGGGGCUGUCGGCGGUGGAGUACGUGAAGGGCUACCCCCCCAACUCGCCGUACAUCGGCAGCUCCCCCACCCUGUGCCACCUGCUGCCCGUGAAAGCCCCGUUCUGCUGCCUGCGGCUGGACAAGGGCUGCAAGCACAACAGCUAUGAGGACGCCAAGGCCUACGGCUUCAAGAACAAGCUGAUCAUCGUGUCGGCCGAGACGGCGGGCAACGGGCUGUACAACUUCAUCGUGCCGCUGCGCGCCUACUACCGCCCGCGCAGGGAGCUCAACCCCAUCGUGCUGCUGCUGGACAACAAGCCCGACCACCACUUCCUGGAGGCCAUCUGCUGCUUCCCCAUGGUGUACUACAUGGAGGGCUCUGUGGACAACCUGGACAGCCUGCUGCAGUGCGGCAUCAUCUACGCCGACAACCUGGUGGUGGUGGACAAGGAGAGCACCAUGAGCGCCGAGGAAGACUACAUGGCGGACGCCAAGACCAUCGUCAACGUGCAGACCAUGUUCCGGCUCUUCCCCAGCCUCAGCAUCACCACGGAGCUCACCCACCCGUCCAACAUGCGCUUCAUGCAGUUCCGGGCCAAGGACAGCUACUCGCUCGCCCUCUCCAAACUGGAAAAGCGGGAGCGGGAGAACGGCUCCAACCUGGCCUUCAUGUUCCGCCUGCCCUUCGCCGCCGGCCGCGUCUUCAGCAUCAGCAUGCUGGACACGCUGCUCUACCAGUCCUUCGUGAAGGACUACAUGAUCUCCAUCACGCGGCUGCUGCUGGGCCUGGACACCACCCCGGGCUCGGGAUACCUCUGCGCGAUGAAGGUCACCGAGGCCGACCUGUGGAUCCGCACCUACGGCCGCCUGUUCCAGAAGCUCUGCUCCUCCAGCGCCGAGAUCCCCAUCGGCAUCUACCGGACCGAGAGCCACGUCUUCUCCGGCGCGGAGCCGCAGGUCGCGGUGCGCGUGGAGGACGGCGAGGACGCGCAGGAAGCCAAGGGCCCCUGGGGCGCGCGGGCGGGGGCCGGCGGCGGCGCCCAGGGACGCCAGGCGGCCGGCGACCCGGCCGAGCACCCGCUGCUGCGGCGCAAGAGCCUGCAGUGGGCGCGGCGGCUGAGCCGCAAGGGCCCCAAGCCCGCGGGCCGCGCGGCCGCCGAGUGGAGCCAGCAGCGGCUCAGCCUGUGCCGGCGCUCGGAGCGGCAGGAGCUGUCCGAGCUGGUCAAGAACCGCAUGAAGCACCUGGGGCUGCCCACCACGGGCUACGAGGAUGUAGCAAAUUUAACAGCCAGUGAUGUCAUGAAUCGGGUAAACCUGGGAUAUUUGCAAGACGAGAUGAACGACCACCAGAACACGCUGUCCUACGUGCUCAUCAACCCCCCGCCCGACACGCGGCUGGAGCCCAACGACAUCGUGUACCUCAUCCGCUCGGACCCCCUGGCCCACGUGGCCAGCAGCUCGCAGAGCCGGAGGAGCAGCUGCGGCCCCGCGCUGGGCUGCGCCCCCCAGACGCGCGACGAGACGCAGCUCUGA
Talpa occidentalis (Iberian mole) is the source of this 3693-nucleotide messenger RNA. RefSeq names its product potassium sodium-activated channel subfamily T member 1 (gene KCNT1). Gene Ontology annotation, biological process: potassium ion transport. Gene Ontology annotation, cellular component: membrane. Gene Ontology annotation, molecular function: intracellular sodium-activated potassium channel activity. NCBI's taxonomy places the organism in Eukaryota, Metazoa, Chordata, Mammalia, Eulipotyphla, Talpidae. The transcript has 31 exons. Bases 1 to 3693 code for a protein of 1230 amino acids. The record is from RefSeq and is a predicted model, not a curated record.